Ylistrum balloti is the source of this 3434-nucleotide messenger RNA. RefSeq lists its product as uncharacterized. Lineage: Eukaryota; Metazoa; Mollusca; Bivalvia; Pectinida; Pectinidae. The transcript has 3 exons. Bases 1557 to 3197 code for a protein of 546 amino acids. Gene Ontology annotation, molecular function: zinc ion binding. The record is from RefSeq and is a predicted model, not a curated record.
UAAGAAGGUUGACGUUAUUUAUAUCGACAAAUAUUACAACAUGCAAAGUUUUCAUUCGUGGCUUUUCCCGCAGAAAUUGGAAAGAGUUCCCCCCAGAAAGCUUGUAUAUAGUUCGGAGCCUACAGACAGUACGAAGCAGAUAUUUCUGUUGUUUGGAAACUGAAUAUCUUUCCACACAACUUCAUCUGGAAUUAUAAGUCCGGUCUACGAUGUACAUAGAAUGAAAAUGAAAACAUUUAUCCCCCACGCGGAGUACAGCGGAACUUGUUAUAACCAUCCAGGAUUAUAUCAUCGUACGCAAUCGAUAUAUCGAGGCGAGUCUCCAUAACACAGACUUCAUCAAAAAUCCGAUGACACAGACUGUAGGACUAUCAUGGCCAGCCUUUCCAAUCUGUUGGUCAGUACAGGACAAUCAUGGUCAGCCUUUCCCGUCUGUUGGUCAGUACAGGACAAUCAUGGUCAGCUUUUCCCAUCUGUUGGUCAGUACAUGAUCAGCAUGGUCAGCCUUUCCCGUCUGUUGGUCAGUACAUGACAAUCAUGGUCAGCCUUUCCGGUCUGUUGGUCAGUACAUGACCAGCAUGGUCAGUCUUUCCCGUCUGUUGGUCAGUACAGGACAAUCAUGGUCAGCCUUUCCCAUCUGUUGGUCAGUACAGGACAAUCAUGGUCAGCCUUUCCCGUCUGUUGGUCAGUACAUGACCAGCAUGGUCAGCCUUUCCCGUCUGUUGGUCAGUACAGGACAAUCAUGGUCAGCCUUUCCCGUCUGUUGGUCAGUACAGGACAAUCAUGGUCAGCCUUUCCCAUCUGUUGGUCAGUACAGGACCAUCAUGGUCAGCCUUUCCCAUCUGUUGGUCAGUACAGGAGCAUCAUGGUCAGCCUUUCCUAUCUGUUGGUAAGUACAAGACCAUCAUGGUCAUCUUUAUUCAUGUACAUGUCAGCUGGACUGGAGUCUCCGAUAUUUGCACAAUCUAGUGUUAAAAUGCUUGUCCCAAACUGAUAAGUUUUGAAAGAACAGAAAUGUUAUUUUCACUUUAAUCUUUCUUUCUCUUAAAAAUCGAGUGAAUUGCACAGUACAAUUCAAACAUCAUUAAUUAAUUAAGAUAAGCAACCAUUUCCAGUUUAUGAAAGACUAUUUAGCAGAAGAUCUCCAGUUUUCUAGUUAUAAGAUCAAUAAGGCCACUUCUUCCUCUAUUUUCAUAUAGCUGCCUCUACUGGAAUGCUUAAAGUAAGUUUUUACCAUAAAACAACAUUAACGUAAAGGAAUAAUAGGACUUAGCUGUGGUGAUUUAUACUCAUCAGGAAUAUUAGAGAUGGACCGAUCUGUGCUGACGUGGCUGUGUCAUUGGGUUUACCGUAAUUAAUCUGGAAAGCGUGCGGUGGACCUCCCAUAUGCUGUUCAGUGAGCCACAGGUUGCUACAAGAAGACCAUAGCUGUUCACUGGACGAUAAACCAAACAAACGGAGAAACAAAUGGGAAAUUCAUCACAGCUAUUUUCUUUAUAGAUAUAUGCAUAUUUGAGAAGAUCUACAUAUCCUUACACUACGAUUACCUACCUAUCAUGGCGUCAAAAUACGGGCGCUCCAUUCUCCGUCAACAGUAUCCUAUCCGAACCAAAGGGAACUCCAGAUGUCCAAGUCACAGCGACAAUGAUGUGAUUCUUCAAUGCCAAGACUGUAACAUAUUGAUAUGUGUCACUUGUUCCAUCACUUCACACAAAACACAUAUAGACAGUUUUCGUGAACUAUCUAAAAUUCACAAUGAGCAAAAAAGUAACCUUCAGGCUUUUGUUAAUCAAACGGAUAAUGAAGAAAUUCCGAAACUUAAAGAGGAAAUUAUGUCUUCUCAGAGAAAACUUUCUACAUUUGAACAAAAAUACAAAACAAUUUCUGAAAGUAUCUUUAAACAAAGAGAUCGCUGCAAGCUAGAAAUUGACAAAAUAACAGAGGAGUAUAUAGCAAUAUGUGAAAACAUGGAAAAAGCCACUUCAUACCUCUUGCAAACACAUGUCAGUAAUCUUGAGGAAAAGUUGGAAGCUUUGGAGAAAAUAUCAUCAGAGUGUAAACAGACUCUCCAGACAGGAACUGCUGUACACGUAUAUGAUUCUGUAUCAGAAGUCCAUGAGAUGGACCUCGACUUCCCGCCGACACCAAACAUAGACAUGGCAGAGUUUACUUUAAAUAAAGACCUGCAAAGUCUCCUUAAGCAGGCCAUGGGGGAUAUGAAAAUUUCUCCCAACCUUGUAAAGUCGGGGUCUCGCAACUCCGCCCAAGGUUUAGUUACGGGGCCAAAAUUUUCCAACAUUGGAGUGUCGGGUCGAUCAUCUGGGACAGUCCUGUAUAGGUUUCUUGAAAGUUCCACUGUGAUAACCCAGUUGUUAUACCAACAUGGGAUUACAUCAAUUUGUCCUACACCUGAUGGACGUGCAUGGCUUUGCAACAUGCACACUAAUACUGUUAAACUUAUAAGCAACAAAAGUAGGCCUCUCACCAAGAAAGCCAAAGUCUUACAGGAGAUUCAGCAUAAGAGUGACCUCACAGACAUUAGUCUGGACCCCACAACAGGUCGUCUGUGGUUCUGCUGUGGGGACGAGAGGACAAUCUACGAAGUGUCUUCAUCAAAACCAGUGUCAAAAUACACUAUCGAAGAGUUCCCAGCCAGUCUGUGUACGACCAAGGAGGGACAGGUAGUUGUGGGUACAUGGGGUACACAAGGCUACAAUGUGCUGAUGUACACAGCAGACGGCCGGGUGUUACACACAACUACUGUGGAGAGUUCAGGAACGGGUGUGGUACAAUCCAUUACACAGUGUCCUGUUACAGGUAACAUAGCUGUAGUAAGCAGUAAACUUUUCAGAGGAGACGGCAGUGAUCCAGACAACUUCAGGCGUCACGUCAUUGUGUAUAACUCAACACUCCAGCCCCUGGUCCACUACCGGGGGGAGGGGAUUCAGGCAGUCACACCAGACAAGUUUGAUCCAUUCACAGUCACGUAUGACAGCAAGGGAAAUAUUGUUGUGGGUGACAUUACAAGGAACACAAUAGAACUCAUCAGUGGAUUAGGAGAGUACAUAAAAACACUCCACACAAACAAAAGAGACCAAGGUCCUGUAGGUAUACAGAACAAUGAUGUGCUGUGGUCACAUUUAAUGUUCGACUCUGGAAAGUGGGGACUCAAACUUCUGAAAUAUUAUAAUGACUGAGUGAUUAUUUUAAUGAAAUUUGAGUGCCGAUGAAGGCAAAAAAUGAAUGCCACUGAGCAACAGAGAAUGCUUGUUAGUUUCAUUGUUACAACACCGGUUCUCAGUUUGUGAACAUGACAUUAUUUGGAUUUUGCUCAGACAGGACAGGUGUUAUAGAGGAAAUUCACAGCUGGUGUUAUUCUCUUUGAUCUUUCGUCAUAUUAAGAUUUAUAAAAAUUAAAGUUUCACAUUCUGUAA